This is a messenger RNA of Cebus imitator (Panamanian white-faced capuchin), 4095 nucleotides long. RefSeq names its product zinc finger protein 382 (gene ZNF382). The record is from RefSeq and is a predicted model, not a curated record. NCBI's taxonomy places the organism in Eukaryota, Metazoa, Chordata, Mammalia, Primates, Cebidae. Gene Ontology annotation, biological process: regulation of transcription by RNA polymerase II. Gene Ontology annotation, molecular function: DNA-binding transcription factor activity, RNA polymerase II-specific; RNA polymerase II transcription regulatory region sequence-specific DNA binding. The transcript is spliced from 3 exons. Bases 1446 to 3098 code for a protein of 550 amino acids. Gene Ontology annotation, cellular component: nucleus.
CGUCUCAAAAAAAAAAAAAGAAAAUUCCUCGUGACCUUUAAUUCAUCUACCAACCUUUAAAGUACUGGCUUCCCCAAAUGCUAAUUGGUCCUCUUCUCUUCACAGUCUCUUUUUCUCUAUGCACAAUCAGAUUCACUCUGAAGGCUACACUUAGUCUGAUUCUAGUGACUCUCAAAUACCCUUUUCCAUUCUAGACCUCUGUACAGAGUGUCAGAACCAUAUAUCCAACCUCCAAUAGCUAUCACCACCUGUAUGUUCCACAGACACUUAAAGUACAUUUCCAAGGUUUGCCUCAUUACUUCCUUUGGUACAGCCUGCAUUUUCUUCUGUUUCCCAUUUUCACUUUAUAGUCCCAGCAGCCAUGCAUUUGCCUAUGCAAAUAACAUGCCUGUAUCUUUUCCACUGUACAGCCAGUUUACGACCAUCUCUGUUGUAAUGGUGGUCGUGUAGGAGUCGUUAUCGUCUGUCAGCCUGCUGAUACUACCUAAAUCUAGGAGUCAUCUCUAACCAUAGUUACUUAAUUGUCAUCCCCACCUAACAUACAUUAAGCCUUCCCCAGUCUUAGGGAACAUUGCCUCAAAACAUUUAUCACAUAACAUGUAUGUCAACUUGUUUAUUCAUGUUCUUUAUGUUCCUUAAAGCAACAGACUCAAAGUAGGGCAUGCAUCACAGUAGAAUAUACAAGAUAGUAUACUGGAAGGAAAUAAAAUACUAACAGUUUACAUUCAUUCAAGAGCAGUAAUCAUUAACAAUGUAGAUUUUCCUAAAUGACUACUGAUGGUUUGUAAAUAGCUACAAUGUUGGGAAUAUGUUCAGUACAUCUUUAAGACCACUGCUCUGUAGGAAAAAAAAUCUAGUAUCAUGUCAUAAUAUGCCCACUGCCUACUCCAUAUAUCUUUUCCUUCUUAGAACUCAAAGACUGUUUCCUAACAUACUGUACCUUUUGCUAUUUCCUGAUUUACUAACUGGUUUUUUUCUCCCCAUGAAUUUUUAAAAGCUGAUGCCCUGUAUUCCUACAAAACAAAUUCAUUGUGAGUACAAAACUUUUAUGUCCUCAAUGAAGCCUCAGAAUACAAAAUGAAAUUUUUCUUUGCUUUGUGAUCCUUUACCUUGUACGUAUUUCUGUCAUUGCAUCUAUAAAACCUACUAAGUGCAUGUAUUUACAUGUAUGCCUCUCUCUUAGUCUGUAACUUCUCACGAGCAGGGUCAGGAUUUUAUUCAUUUUGGUCUAUCAGGCAACCAGUCACAUUCAGGACAAAUAGUGUGAUCUCAGUAUGUUUAGUAUGAGAUUAUGAGUAAAUAUAGAUGGAUAUAUUUUCAGAGAGAAUUUUAUACAAUAUAAAACAUAAAUUAGGAAACUAGUCUGACCAGUAAACAUUGUCAGAACUUAGGUCUCCAACAUCUAGUUCUCACCCAUUUCCGAUCACUUCAGGAUGAACUAGAGUAUGCCCUUACAGGGAUCAGUGUCAUUCAAGGAUGUGACUGUGGACUUCACCCAGGAGGAGUGGCAACAACUAGACCCUGCUCAGAAGGCCCUCUACAGGGAUGUGAUGUUGGAAAACUAUUGCCACUUCAUAUCUGUGGGGUUUCACAUGACUAAGCCUGAUAUGAUCCGCAAGUUGGAACAAGGAGAGGAGCUGUGGACACAGAGAAUUUUUCCAAGUUACAGCUACCUAGAAGAAGAUGGGAAAACUGAAGAUGUCUUAGUGAAGUUCAAAGAAUACCAAGACAGGCAUUCUAGAUCCCUCAUACUUAUUAACCACAAAAAACUAAUUAAGGAGAGAAGUAAUAUUUAUGGUAAAACACUUACUCUAGGCAAGAACCAUAUUUCAAAAACAACACUAUGUGAAUAUAAACCUGACGGAAAAGUUUUGAAAAAUAUUUCAGAACUAGUCAUUAGAAAUAUAAGCCCCAUAAAAGAGAAGUUUGGUGACAGUAUUGGAUGGGAGAAAUCACUUCACAAUACUAAGCAUGAGAAAAUUCAUCCUGCAGUGAAUCUCUGUAAACAAACAGAAAGAGUUCUCAGUGGUAAACAGGAGCUUAUUCAGCAUCAGAAGGUUCAAACUCCAGAGCAACCAUUUGACCAUAAUGAAUGUGAAAAAUCCUUCCUGAUGAAGGGAAUGCUGUUUACACAUACUAGAGCUCGCAUAGGAGAAAGAACCUUUGAAUACAACAAAGAUGGAAUUGCCUUCAUAGAAAAGUCAAGUCUCAGUGUCCAUCCAAGUAAUCUUAUGGAAAAGAAGCCCUCUGUCUGCAACAAAUAUGGGAAAUUCCUCUGCAGAAAGUCUGUUUUUAUUAUGCCUCAGAGACCUCAAACAGAAGAGAAACCCUUUCAAUGUCCUUACUGUGGGAAUAGCUUUAGAAGGAAGUCAUACCUCAUUGAACAUCAGCGAAUUCACACAGGUGAAAAACCUUAUGUUUGCAAUCAGUGUGGAAAGGCCUUCCGUCAGAAGACAGCCCUCACCCUUCAUGAGAAAACACACAUAGAGGGGAAACCCUUUAUUUGUAUUGAUUGUGGGAAGUCCUUCCGCCAAAAGGCCACCCUCACUAGACAUCACAAAACACAUACGGGAGAGAAAGCCUAUGAAUGUCCUCAGUGUGGAAGUGCCUUUAGGAAGAAGUCAUACCUCAUUGAUCACCAGAGAACUCACACAGGAGAGAAACCGUAUCAGUGUAAUGAGUGUGGGAAGGCAUUUAUCCAGAAAACAACCCUCACUGUGCAUCAGAGAACUCACACCGGAGAGAAACCCUAUAUUUGCAAUGAAUGUGGGAAGUCCUUCUGCCAAAAGACAACCCUCACUCUCCACCAGAGAAUUCACACAGGGGAGAAACCAUAUAUUUGUAAUGAAUGUGGGAAGUCUUUCCGCCAGAAGGCAAUCCUCACUGUUCAUCACAGAAUACAUACAGGAGAGAAAUCCAAUGGCUGUCCUCAGUGUGGGAAAGCCUUUAGUAGGAAGUCAAACCUCAUUCGCCAUCAGAAAACUCACACAGGAGAGAAACCAUAUGAAUGUAAACAGUGUGGGAAGUUCUUCAGUUGUAAGUCAAACUUAAUUGUCCAUCAGAAAACUCACAAGGUAGAAACCAUGGGAAUUCAGUAAGUAAUGUGACUUUUUUUAUAAAAAAAAUUUUAAGUCAUAGUAAACCCUGUACAUGAUGUUGCUUGCAAUUGUAAUAAUAUCCAACCGUUUAAGGUACUAGGAUACCACAUGGUAUCCUACUGUUUGCCAGCCUAUAAAACACACACAUAUUAUUAGACAAAUUACAUGACAGAAUUCAUUUAAAAGUCCAAAUUUUUUAUUACUAGCUUCAGCAGACAAAAACUUCCUCUGUCAAGGUGUUAUAAACAUUUAAAAUCACAUUUUCCAUUUCAAUACAUAUCUUUCUGUUAAGCAGUAAUAAAUAGUUGGCCAACUGACUGUGGUCCAUGGACUAUACAGUGAGUAGACAUUCUUUAAAAGAAGAAGGCAUGAGCUGUAUUUCUCAUUGCAAAUACAAAAUAAAAAUUAGUUGUUACCGCCUCACAGUUGACCAUGAUUCUGACUUCUAACAUUAUAAAUUAGAUUUUACACAUUAUAAAUCAUUAUGUAUCAUGUAUUCUUUCAUAUACAGCUUAUUACAUUCAUCAUGUCCCUGAGUCUGAUCAUUAGUGCAUGUAACAGAAGUUUAUUGAGUAUAGAGUUCUAUUAUAUGAUUAUAUCACAAUUUAUCCAUUCUACUGUUGAUGGACUUCUACAUUGUUUACAGCUUAGGGUCAUAAUAAAUAAUGCUUCUGAGAACAUAUUUGUCUUGGUGUACAUACAUGCAUUUCUCUUGUAUAUAUACUUAGGAAUGGAAUCGCUGGGUCUUAGAACAUAUGUAUUCAGUCAGAUACUGCCAGACAAUUCAGAACUUUCACCACAUGAGAUCACACUGAAGGGAAGCAGCAUGUUUUAUCAACAUGUGCUGGUUCAAACCAGAGAAUUCAUGCUAGAGGAAAAAAAUCUAUCAAUGUUAUUGUGAAAACUGGGAAUGUGAAUAUAAUAUAUGUAGAAAGGCUUUCAGCCAGAGCCCAAAUCUUCCAGACAAAUGUAAUAAAUGUGAGAUUGCUGUUAGCCA